Molecule: messenger RNA, 1125 nt
Organism: Coffea arabica (coffee)
Lineage: Eukaryota; Viridiplantae; Streptophyta; Magnoliopsida; Gentianales; Rubiaceae
Source: RefSeq, a predicted model, not a curated record
AAAAAUCCAAAAUUCAAAUUUUCAUCCACGCUCCGGUCUCAUACAUCACCACUUAACACUUAAUUGGUCAGUGCCAAUCACCUAAAUCAUCCAUUGGUCCGUGAAUUUCACCUCACAUAUCCGCGAGUGGUACCCUGCCGCCCAACUCAAGAAGAUUAGCACAAAAAAGUCCCAGCGAAUUUGGGCAUUUUCAUCAUUCCAAUUAAAUUUGUUCCCAUACGUAAACAUAUAUUGGUAGGAUUACGGGUUGGUGAUUGUAUCGCCUGGUUGAGCUGGAAUUCAAGAAAUCCCAGUAGAAUUUCUGUCUAUACAUAUAUAUAGGUGUAAAAGGGGAAGCAAAAAAAGUAGGAUUUGAUUGAUUUUGGGGGGAAAAAAUUGAAGGGAAAAAUGGCGCAAGCAGUGGAAGAAUGGUAUAAGCAGAUGCCCAUCAUUACCCGCUCUUACCUCACAGCUGCAAUUGUCACCACCAUCGGUUGUUCCCUCGAUAUAAUAUCUCCGUAUAACUUGUACUUGAAUCCCAAGCUGGUGGUGAAGCAUUAUCAGUUCUGGCGCCUCAUUACCAAUUUCCUGUACUUCCGUAAAAUGGACUUGGACUUUCUGUUUCACAUGUUUUUUCUGGCUCGCUACUGCAAGCUUCUUGAGGAAAACUCUUUCAGGGGAAGGACAGCAGAUUUCUUUUACAUGCUGUUGUUUGGAGCCACUGUUUUAACUGGAAUAGUUCUUAUAGGUGGGAUGAUACCUUAUGUUUCAGAAUCAUUUGCAAGGAUCAUCUUCCUCAGCAAUUCACUGACAUUUAUGAUGGUUUAUGUUUGGAGCAAGCAAAAUCCAUUCAUCCACAUGAGCUUCUUGGGUCUCUUUACUUUCACAGCUGCUUACCUUCCAUGGGUUCUUUUGGGCUUUUCAGUGCUUGUUGGUGCUAGUGCUUGGGUGGAUCUCCUGGUGAGUGUUUCUUUUUUUGUUGUGUCAGCUUUUGAAUAUCAAACUUUACUUUGUGUAAGAGAGAGGAAAAAAAUCUUAAAUGUAUUUAUCAUUUGGCAAGUCAAAAAUGUUUUUCUUUAUUGUUUUGGAAUCAUGAAUGAGGAAGCUUUAUGUUUAGCUUAUUAUUUUGGGAUAGUUCUUGACUAA